This is a messenger RNA of Amaranthus tricolor (Joseph's coat), 1473 nucleotides long. RefSeq lists its product as uncharacterized. The record is from RefSeq and is a predicted model, not a curated record. Lineage: Eukaryota; Viridiplantae; Streptophyta; Magnoliopsida; Caryophyllales; Amaranthaceae. The transcript is spliced from 9 exons. Bases 119 to 1099 code for a protein of 326 amino acids.
AAGAAAUACAAUUUAGAGUAGUCAAUUCAGUAGCACAAGAAAAACUAUCCAGAAAAAGCACAAUAAAUACAAUAUCCUGCCAAUUGCCAUUAUUCAUCCACUCAUACAAACCCACAAAAUGGGUAGUUUAUCAAGAAUAAGCUGCCCAGUUUUUAUGAGAAAUUUUUCAUUCACUACAAUUUCUAAUCCAAAUCACUGCAUUCUGUUCCCCAAAUCCAUUUCAGUUCAUGACCCAUUUGUUUAUACACCACACAGAAACCUCACUGUUUCAGUCCUCAAAUCCCCUUCUUCUUCUGCUAGUGAACGUGUUGAGGAAGAUGUUUUACGAGAAUUUUUCCGGGAUAGACUGUUAAACGGAGAUUUUAUAACAAAAUACUCUGAUAUUAUUUUCCAGAAGGGAGUAAUGGGAUUCAUUGAUGAUGUUCCAGCUGAUCUCGAUGGAAUUUCAAAAUCAACCGAGGAGGCUUUGACUGGUGAGCCCGAUGAAGGGUUUCUAAAAUUGACAUCAACUCAAGAAUGGUUGAUGGGUGAAACUUCGGCACCAAUCAAUCGGAAACCAACCAACAAGGAAAUACAGGAUGAUAGAGAAAGAAGAAAGAGACUCAACUUCCUCAGAUACGACGCUCUAAAGAGAGAGCUAUUGUUCAUGACACUUGGAAUUGGAGCCGCCUGUACUGGAUAUUGCUUGCUGACCUUCUCAAUCCAGGCAGCUGUAAGCUAUGCUUCCGGAGUUGGAUUCAGUUGCUUGUAUUUGCAAUUGUUGUACCGGCAUGUGGAUAACAUUUCGCAGGAUUCAAUUCCACAGAUAUUCCGUCAAAAGAAAGUGAAGAAAAUUGGGAUACGAAGCGAGGAUCUACGUGACAGUCUAGAAAAAUCAGUUAAGGGUAGUGGGAUUGCUCUAUCAUCUCCAAGACUAGUAGUUCCGGCAGCAAUAUAUGGAUUUUGGGUUCUACUUCACAAGAACUUUGCUAGUGACCUUUUCGAUUUACAGAUCGUGCCUGCUAUGUUGGGAAUGUUCGCUUACAAAGCUGCUGCACUCGUACAAGUUUAUCGAGAUAACGAAGACUUGAAACUUAUCUUUCCCGACUCUGAUGACUGAAAUUUCAUGUUUUGGUUAGAGCAUUGAGCAUCUAUGCUGCUGUGGUCCAAAACUUCAGUGCUGGAACUUGGAGCAGGCGAUUUUAAUUGUUCGAUGAUCCGCCUGGCAUGUGCUCCAAGCACUAUGAAUGUAUUACCUAUGUAUGAAUGUUACUUUGUAUCAUAGAAUUUGAUAGGAGGCUCAUUUAGUACAGAGAUUCACCAGUUGAACCUUUUAGUACAUCAAAAAACCACAAUUUUGUAUUCAUUGUUUAGAGAAUUUGAUAGAAAGAGGUGGUUUUGAGAUGUAAUUUGGCACUAGAGUACGGUAUAAGGUAUUGUUUCAAUUGGAGCAAAAACUAUUUUACCCGGAUAAAGCUUUGAGUUUGAUUCUCA